Molecule: messenger RNA, 1464 nt
Organism: Clavispora lusitaniae ATCC 42720
Lineage: Eukaryota; Fungi; Ascomycota; Pichiomycetes; Serinales; Metschnikowiaceae
Gene: RXT3
Product: Rxt3p
Source: RefSeq, a predicted model, not a curated record
AUGCCUCUUCCUGACCCAGAGCCAAUUUCUGAUACACAGAGCACCACAAACGGGUCCUCAGGCAUCCGUCUCCCACCCUUUUCAUUUUUGUCUCAUGACAACCAAAACCAGCCAUCUUUGGCAUCGAUACUGUCAAGUGGGCAGAGAAUGUUGGAAAGAAUGUCAAUUCCUCACACGACUGGUUCUUCGCAGGGUAAUGAUGGCCUAAUUACUGAUAGAGAGCGGAAGUUGCCCAGUCCACACGCUUUGAAUAUGUACUCCACACAACAGGAUGCUAGAAACUUAGAUGCUACGCGAGUAUCCAACUCGCAAGCAAUAGUUCUGACUACAGACCAGACUGCUCCUAAACUGAACUCGGAGUCUCCUGCUGAAAGUCAAGCCAAUAGUAAACGAGAAGAGGAAGAGGCGGCAAACGAUGCCACUCAACAGCACCGCCAUCACCAUCACCACCAUCAUCAUCACCAUCACCAUAAGAAUGCUCAGAAUCGCCAUAAUCAUCACCAUCAUCACCAUCACCAUCACCACCAUCAUCCAUCCCAUGAAGACCCUAAAAGACUGUUGUCGAGCAGUAACAAACAAAAUGACGGAACAGUCGCGUUAACGUCUUCACAGAAGUCGCCUAGUCUGGGGAUUGUAACCCUCAAACGAACUAUCGAGGAGCUUUAUCCCCGUAGACGUCACUUGGGUACAAUAAUGUACAACCCUACUACAACCUGGACCACGCUACAGAUUGAACAGUUACAUGGUUUAAAGCCGGAAGAUAAGGACUGGCUCCUUAAAUGUCAGAAACAGUAUAAUGCACGUGCAUCCCGUGAUGAUACAGUGGAAGAAGAGAUCUAUAUCCCUAUGAUCCCACCUUUGUCAGAGGCCUACGUUAACAGUUUCAUUGACGUGAAAAUUCCAUACAAAUUCAUCAAAUUGCAUAUCAACGCGCUUGCCGCCGGCAAAGUUCAACGCAGGCGAGAACUCUGGGGUGGAUCAGCCGAUAUCUAUACGGAUGACUCUGAGCUUCUUAGCGUUUUGACCCACCUAGGACUAUUUGAGAAUAAAAUGGAUCUAACUAACAUAAAUCCUCUGUGGACACCUAAAGAUGUUGUCCGUCCUCUCCUAGUUCACUAUGAUGAAGAUGGAGUAGAGCUACUAGAUUUGUCUGUCACUUUGCUUUUGUUACCUCCACUUAAGCGCUACCAUGGAUUCUAUAGAAACGGGAUCAAUUCACGCUCAUGGGAUGGAGACUCACCACACGAUGGACUCUCGUACGGCGUGUUCAGUGUGAAAUGGGAAACGUAUCAGACAUCUGCGGACGAAAGAAGUCUCUAUAAGUGGGCCCAGAAGGAAGAUAUCUUGGAUAAGGAGUUUGAGCAGGGGUUACUUAAGGCAGGUAGCGGAUGGAAAUUUGAUGUGGGUUACUAUAAACAGCUCAAAGCAAAAUUUGCAAAUCUCGAACAGAAAGGAAAGACAUAA